This is a messenger RNA of Funneliformis mosseae, 146 nucleotides long. The record is from the annotation of a GenBank genome assembly. NCBI's taxonomy places the organism in Eukaryota, Fungi, Glomeromycota, Glomeromycetes, Glomerales, Glomeraceae.
GUGGUUUAUUCAGUGAUUUAUUUAGUAGACACUCAAGUUUCUUCAUUGAUCAUUUUGCUGUUACUUCAGAUCUAAAGAUCAUAGACACUUCUGUGUCUGAUGAUGAUAAACUUGCCUCACUUAACCUUUUAUUUUCUUUAUUGUGA